Paraphaeosphaeria sporulosa is the source of this 1294-nucleotide messenger RNA. RefSeq lists its product as uncharacterized. The transcript has a single exon. The coding region runs from base 185 to 1123 and encodes 312 amino acids. Lineage: Eukaryota; Fungi; Ascomycota; Dothideomycetes; Pleosporales; Didymosphaeriaceae. The record is from RefSeq and is a predicted model, not a curated record.
CACCCCGGUUCCUGCAGUAGUCUGAAUUGGCAUAUCAACCUGCUGAUACUUAUCUAACACUACAUUUCGGUGAACCUGUGCUGCAAUUUUGUUGAUGGUCUCUCGAACACUGCAGAACCUUUUCCGUUGUUCUCUCCGGCUACAACGUGGCAGAGACCGUGUACAACCCGCACAGAAGCCUCCCAUGGUAGAUAAGGAGAAGACAAUUAGGUUAUGUCUCGACUGGGAUGGCACUCUCACUAAGAAAGACACACUACACCUUGUGGCUGCGAUAGGUUAUGAUUGCAACCGCGAUGCAAACCUCACCCCUUGGGACGAUAUAGUGCAGGCGUACCUCUCGGAUUAUAAGCAGCACAAGGAAGGCUAUACUCCGCCUGCGGAUCAGCGGAAGGCCGGAGAUGGAGCCGCGAGAAGGGAGUCCAACUGGCUCGCUAGCUUGAAACCCGUGGAGACCAGGAGCAUCGAACGCGUGCAAGCGGCGGGCAUCUUCAAGGGCGUCAUCAAGCAAGACGUGGAACUGGCAGCCAGGUUAGCUGUCCAGAAGCAUAAGCUGCAAUUUCGCACCGGAUGGAGGACGCUCCUCAUGUAUCAUCAAAAAUCGGCAGCAGCACCUUCGGUAUCGAUACUCAGUGUCAAUUGGAGCGCCACAUUCAUCCAAGCAUGUAUUGAGGCAGCUUUUCAGUUCUCGGCCUCAGGUAUGGAGUCCACGAUGGUCGCAUCCAUACCGGUCUGUGCAAACGAGCUUCCCUUAGUAGAACGGCGACCAGACUCCUGCAUCAGCACCAGUACGGACAAGCUUGAGAUGCUCAGACAAUUGCGCAAAGACGGCGACUUCAUCGUGUAUGUGGGGGACUCGGCCACGGAUUUCGACUGUUUGAACGCAGCUGAUGUGGGAAUCUGCGUCAGGGACGACCCGAUGGGAAGCAGCCAGCAAGAGCUGAAAGAAACGCUGGAUCGAUUGGGCUUCGAGACUUUGCGAUUGAGUUCCGAAGCGUACAAGGAAACAGGAUGCUACGUAUUUGAUGGUGCCAACGAAGGGAAGAAACGGAAGCGGAUAAUAUGGUGGGUCGAGGAUUUGGAUGAGAUAUCCAAAUUCAUCGAAGAAAUUCAUGGGCAUACCUAGAUCAUGGAAUUCGCAAGUUGACAAUGACAAGGCGUAGGUGAAAGGACGCGGUCAGACAUCGCCCAGCCUGAUCAUGUCUUGCUGACCUUGCUUCUCCUUGGCUAGAGAUCAAACGCUCCCAACCUGAUAGUCAUUCCACAUGCACUUCCUACGUUAGGCAGUCUUUCUACA